AUGUGUCUUUUAGUUUAUGGUGUUUCUAAAUGUACCAAUAGAUAUAAGUAUACCCAACAUACCAUUUACAACCAGACAAAUGCUCUAUUUACAAACUAUUUUCAACGCAGGUCCAUUUCAUACCCGCGCUCAAAAACGUUCUUCUAUUCCAAAACCCCAAACACAAUUUCUUCCCUGAAGAAACUCAUCCCUUCACAAACCACCGCCAUGAAAUCAAACCAAGAACUCGCUCAAACAAUCGCCAAAACCCUAGUCGACUCAGGCCUCCAACACCUCAAAACCUCCUCCCCUUCUCUCCUCUCCAAUCUCAACCCCCACAUUACCAACCUCGUCCUCUCCGACCCACUCGUCCCACCCCACACUUGCUUAACCCUCUUCAACUUCCUCCGACGAAACCCUUCUCUCAAAUCCCACAGACCCAAUCUCCAAGCCCACCUCACCCUCUUCUGCCGCCUCCACGAAGCCAACCGAUUCGCCCAAAUGAAAAACGUCGUCAGUGCCAUUCUCAACAACGACCGUCUCCGCCGCCCAUUUCCCGGCGUCGUUUCUAUAAUCGAGAACGGGUUUUAUAAACCCUACUCGGUUGAAAAGCUCUGUGACAUGCUGUUAUGUGUUUAUGCAAACAAGAACAUGUUCGAAGAGGCUGUUGGUGUUUUUGACUAUGUUUACAACAAUGGGCUUAAGAUCGAAGAAAGAUCAUGCUUCGUGGUUUUACUGGGUUUAAAGAAGUGUAACAGAAUUGAUGAGUGUUUGAGUUUCUUUGAUCGAAUGGUCGGAAGGGGUUUAGUGACGGUUUACUCAAUGACUUUGGUGAUCAAUGAGCUUUGCAAGAGAGGAGAGUUCGAGAGGGCCAAGAGUUUGAUGGGUGAAAUUGGCGGGAGAGGAACUGAGGCUAAUGCGUAUACGUAUAACACGAUGGCGAGAGCUUAUAUUGAAAGGAAGGAUUUCGAUGGGGCUAGUGAGGUGCUGAGGUUGAUGAGGAGGAACAAUGUGGAGUAUAAUGUGGCGACGUACACGCUUUUGAUUGAUCGGUAUGGGAGUUGUGGGCAGAUUGGGGAUGUAGAGAAGGUGUUUGAUGAAAUGCGUGAGAGAGGGGUCGAGCCGGAUGUGUAUGUUUAUACUUCGAUGAUUAACUGGAGCUGUAGAGGUGGGGAUUUGAAAAGGGCGCUGUUUCUGUUUGAUGAAAUGACUGAAAGAGGGCUUGUUCCGAAUGAGCACAGUUACGGCGCGUUGAUUAAUGGGGCGUGUAAGGCAGGGCAGAUGGAGAUGGCAGACAUUUUGGUGAAAGAGAUGCAAGGUAAAGGGAUUGGGGUGAACCGAGUUGUAUUUAACACACUGAUUGAUGGGUACUGCAGAAAGGGGAUGAUAGAUGAAGCUCAGCGGUUUCGGGAUUUCAUGGAAAAGAAAGGGUUGAAGGGUGAUGUGUAUACGUACUGCAAUAUAGCUAGGGGGUUGUUUAAAGCGAAUAGGAAUGAGGAGGCAAAGAUGACCUUGUUGACUAUGGCAGAAAGAGGUGUGGCUCCAAAUUCGGUGUGCUUCACUACUCUGAUAGACAUAUAUUGCAAGGAAGGCGACUUUGCCGAAGCAAAGCGGGUACUUGAGGAGAUGGAAAGGAAAGGAGAGAGACCUAAUAAUAUUACAUUCAAUGCUCUAAUUGAUGGGCAUACCAAGAGAGGCAAAAUGAAGGAUGCAUAUAAGAUGAAAGAGGAGAUGGAAGACAAGGGAUUGGUGGCAGAUGAAUAUGUAUAUUCAUCCCUCAUACAUGGUGAAUGUGUUGCUGGCAACAUUGAUGCGGCCCUGACAUUGUUUGAUGAAAUGCCCCAGAGGGGUUUAACUCGUAACGUAGUCACAUACACGGUAAUCAUUUCGGGGUUGUCCAAGUUGGGAAGAAAAGAAGAAGCUUUCAAAUUGUAUGAAGACAUGAAAAACUCAGGCAUCAUACCUGAUGACAGGGUAUAUCGUUCACUUGUACAAGGUCUAUAUACAGACGAGUCUGGCUCUAUGAUAGAUGAGUAGCACUCUGGCUGGUGGCAAUUGGGUGCGGUGUUAUGACAUGUCUGAAGUGACAAUAGUACGGUAUCAGGUAGCUCCCGGCUAGAAAGGGUCCGAGUCUGCUUCAUCUUCAGGGCAAUAUGUCACGCAUUCUAAAUUUAUCCUGUGCUAAUGAAAGGAAGGGAGCUUUGCUGGAGAUUUCAGAAACGUCUGCAAACCUUUAAUGGUUACUCUUUUAGUGUCUUAUCAUCUACUGAGGUUAUUUUUUUCAGUUGCUU
Messenger RNA from Argentina anserina (silverweed cinquefoil), 2270 nucleotides. RefSeq names its product pentatricopeptide repeat-containing protein At2g32630. The record is from RefSeq and is a predicted model, not a curated record. The transcript has a single exon. The coding region runs from base 1 to 2016 and encodes 671 amino acids. Gene Ontology annotation, molecular function: protein binding. Lineage: Eukaryota; Viridiplantae; Streptophyta; Magnoliopsida; Rosales; Rosaceae.